AUGCCUUCACAAUCAUCUCCAAAUCACAGUUGGUCACCCAACUAUAGUCGGCAGAUGGCUGAGAAUGUCUCCAACGGAGUCACCCAUGAAGACAUGGCGAUCAAUCUGCUCCAUACACAGUUGGAGUUAUCGCUUGUAAGGGAGGAGAUUGCAAACAACAUUCGUGAAAUACGACGUAGCAUCACUAGAGACUUGGAUGCCCUAAACCAUGAAGUUGAUGAUGUUAGGGCAGGUCAGCUCGAUCUAUCUAACAUGGUUGCUGAUUUGAAAAACCAUUUAUGUUCACUACAAGCAUCAUAUGUUAACAUCGUUUUGGGUAAAAACAAGUGCACCAAAGUCAAAUGGGUUGUUGGGGAUUUUUGUUGUCGUUGUUGUGGGGUGUUAACCUACAAGUUCUUAAAAUGCCUGAAGAACUUUAGGUUACAACAUUUCUGUCGUCGGUUUGUAUUUUUUAUGAUGUACAUCUGGUUUAUUGUCCUUAUUAGUAAGGCGUUUUGUUUCUUGUGUUUUUGUUUCUGGUGGUAG
Molecule: messenger RNA, 525 nt
Organism: Lactuca virosa
Lineage: Eukaryota; Viridiplantae; Streptophyta; Magnoliopsida; Asterales; Asteraceae
Source: the annotation of a GenBank genome assembly